This is a messenger RNA of Delphinapterus leucas (beluga whale), 1875 nucleotides long. The record is from RefSeq and is a predicted model, not a curated record. NCBI's taxonomy places the organism in Eukaryota, Metazoa, Chordata, Mammalia, Artiodactyla, Monodontidae.
GGGAUGCGGUGUUUCUGGCCCCGUGUCAGAGUCAGACGGGCGGGACCGGCUCCGGUAGCCCUGUCGCGCGGGUCUUCACCGCGGAGGGUCGGGCUGGGCGGCUGGCAGUGCCCCAUGCGCUGCGCCCCGGGGACGAGGGAUGGUCGGGAGUCGCAGCCCUCGGGCAAACCGGCGCUGUCCCCGGAGGAAGCCCCGCUGUCGACCACCGCCUCGUCCGGUGCUGUCUUCGCACGUGCGACCUCCUCGCCCGGGAGCGAGCGCCGCCUUCGCGCAGUGGAAUCCGGGGACGUUUCCUUCUUGGUGUUUUAAAUGACGGGUUCUUUAAAUUUAAUGACGGGUUCUUUAAAUUUAAUGACAGACCUCCGUGGCCCUCCCGGGCUCUGAACAUCCUAUUUUGAGAUGCAGAGUCAUUUACUGCAGUGUGAAACGUUAGGAAACGUUUGUCCUCUGAAUUGCAACAGCAUCGUGAUGGCUUCUUGGGAAGCGAACGAAGAGUUAAUAACACCAGGACCCGUGCCUGUGGAUGUUUCUGGGAAUGAUUGGUUUCACUCGGGCCCGUGGCUUAAAUUGGGUCACUCUCUACUAACGAUGUAAAUUAUGAAUGUGGCUGUGGCAUCUCUGUAUCCUUUGUUUUUGCUCUUGUUGAUGUUUCCCAAGUUUGAUGGAGCAAAACAGUUUUGAGGUUUUGACUAAUGUGUCAGGUGCCUCAGUUUCAAUCUGGGAAUUCUUUAAAUGAAACUUGUUUAAAAUCUUAGACCAUACCCAAAAGAGAGACCCCAGUCAACAGUAAGGUGGAAAAGAAUGAUGUUGUCCUUAAACAGUCUACAGAAUGUCGUCUGUAACCCGAUAAUCCCCUAUGUUGGGACCAUUUCUGAGCAGUUGGAGCCUGGAACUUUGAUUGUACUACGUGGGCAUGUUCCUAGUGACUCAGACAGGUUCCAGGUGGACUUACAGUGUGGCAGCAGCGUGAAACCUCGAGCAGACGUGGCCUUUCAUUUCAAUCCACGGUUCAGAAGGGCCAACUGCAUUGUUUGCAACACUCUGAAAAAUGAGAAGUGGGGCUGGGAAGAGAUCACCUAUGACAUGCCUUUCAAUAAAGAAAAAUCUUUUGAGAUCGUGAUCAUGGUGCUGAAAGACAAAUUCCAGGUGGCUGUCAAUGGAAAACAUACCCUGAUCUACGCCCACAGGAUCAGCCUAGAGAAGAUCGACACCCUGGGCAUUUAUGGCAAAGUUAUCAUUCACUCCGUGGGUUUCAGCUUCAGCUCGGAUUUAAGAAGUAGCCAAGCAUCUACUCUGGAAUGGACAAAGAUAAGUGAAGAAAAUGUACAAAAGUCUGGCAUGUCACAGUUUACUCUGCCAUUCAUAGCGAGGUUGAACUCCUCAAUGGGCCCUGGACGGACUGUCGUCAUAAAAGGAGAAGUAAAUACAAACGCCAAAGGCUUUGCUGUUGAUCUACUAUCAGGAAAAUCCAGGGAUAUUGCUCUCCACCUGAACCCACGCCUGAAUGUUAAAGCAUUUGUAAGAAAUUCUUUUCUUCAGGAGUCCUGGGGAGAAGAAGAGAGAAAUAUUACCUGUUUCCCUUUUAGUCCUGGGAUGUACUUUGAGAUGAUAAUUUAUUGUGAUGUUAGAGAAUUCAAGGUUGCAGUAAACGGUGUACACAGCCUGGAGUACAGACACAGAUUUAAAGACCUGAGUCAUAUCGACACGCUGGAAAUCGAUGGCGAUAUCCACUUACUGGAAGUAAGGAGCUGGUAGCUGACAGGUGUGCUACAAAAACUGAAAUACAGAUGACUUCUGUAACACUGGCCUUGUUAAAAUGCAUCUUACUCUCAUGAUAUGGUUUAUAUAUAUUGUUAAAAUGAGCUGUAAAUCCUA